AUGGCGGCUUUGGAUGUCCAGGAUUUCUUGGAGGGUUGGAAGUUGGUUGUGAAGCAUCUGGAGAAUGUGGAGGAUGCGGAUUUGAUCUUGCAACAGGUGGUUUUUGGAUUCUGGCGUAUCUGGAAGUGCAGAAAUGACUUGGUUUUCAAGGGGGUGACGACGGAGCCACGGGUGGCUGUGGAGCUUUGGCACCGGCAUGUGGAGGAGUUUCGAACGGCUUCGGAUACUUCGGAAUGGGGCACUGGGGCCUUGGGCAGUGAUAGGUGGGAUAGGGUACGGGGGGGACGUAGGGUAGGUAGCGGGGAGGGAGGGGUGAGGCAUGGCGAUGGUAUCGUGGUGGGGGAAAGGAGAGAAGAGGUAGGGCUACUAUUGUGGCAAAAACCGCUGUUUGGUACGUUGAAGUUGAAUUGUGAUGCUGCUUGGAAAAAGGCCACGGGAGAGGGAGGAGUUGGGUGGGUCCUUAGGGAUUUUGCUGGUCUUCCUUUGCUCGCAAGAGGAAUGGGAGGGGAACGGUUCGGGGACGCCAUUAUGGCGGAGGCAGAGGCAAUUAGACGGGGCUUGGAGUCGGUGGUGGGGAGUGAGGUUUGGGCGGGAAGUACAUGUUUGGUGGUGGAAUCGGAUUCUAAAGGCUUGAUUAAUAUGCUCAAUAAGGAGACGACAGUUGAUGUGAAGCUUGAGGUCUAUAUCCAAGAUAUUUGGAGGAUGACUUGUGUUUUUCCGGUGGUACGGUUUUGCUUUACCCCUCGUCAAUGCAAUCGUGAUGCCCAUUCGAUCGCGGCGUACGUUGUUAAGCAUGGCGGGAGAUUUGGCUGGGAUGAAUUAGGUCCUGAAUUCUUAUUUAAUAUUUUAGCAGAGGAUGCCAAUGUAAUGGUUAGGCUUUAG
This is a messenger RNA of Malus domestica (apple), 882 nucleotides long. RefSeq lists its product as uncharacterized. NCBI's taxonomy places the organism in Eukaryota, Viridiplantae, Streptophyta, Magnoliopsida, Rosales, Rosaceae. Gene Ontology annotation, molecular function: RNA-DNA hybrid ribonuclease activity; nucleic acid binding. The record is from RefSeq and is a predicted model, not a curated record.